CCCAUCUUCCUCCGUGCGGCGGAGCCGGCGGGACGCGGCGGGGGCAGCAUGGCUGUUGAAAAACGCCCCGCGUGCAGCACCCGGUCUCAGCUAGAGCUGGAGAUGGACGCGGAUAAGGGGAAGCAACGCCAGUACUCGCAGAGCGAAGGCGAGACAGAGAGGGCUGCCAAGGUAGAGGCGUUCCCUAGAGAACUGUAGCUUGACUUAGCGGCAGUUGGGUGGGAACUUGGAGGCUCUAGUGAGCUCGUGCCCACCCGUGCCAUCAUCUACCUCCAUCAGUCUGGAGCCUCAUCGACACGUCUCCCCAGGCAGCUGCGGCCACCUGGCUUCUGAGCCCAGCCUGAUGGCGGAGCCUCGCUUCAACAACCCCUACUUCUGGCCGCCCCCCCCCACCAUGCCCAGCCAGCUGGACAACCUGGUCCUGAUCAACAAAAUCAAGGAGCAGUUGAUGGCGGAGAAGAUCCGACCCCCGCACUUGCCCCCCACCUCCGUGGCCUCCCAGCAGCCCCUCCUGGUGCCCCCCUCGCCCGCCGAGAGCAGCCAGUCCAUCAUGUCCCUCCCGAAGCUGCAGCAGGUCCCGGGUCUCCAUCCCCAAGCCGUCCCCCAGCCCGACGUGGCUCUGCACGCCCGGCCGGCCACCAGCACCGUCACAGGGUUGGGGCUGGCUUCCCGCGCGCCGGCGGUCAGCACCUCGGAAUCCAGCACGGGGACGGGGACCACCACCCCGUCGACCCCCACCUCCACCAGCCAGAGCCGCCUCAUCGCCUCCUCGCCCACCCUAAUCUCAGGAAUCACCAGCCCCCCCCUCCUCGACUCCAUAAAGACAAUCCAGGGCCACGGCUUGUUGGGGGCACCCAAGGCGGAACGGGGCCGUAAGAAGAUCAAGGCGGAAAAUCCUUCGGGACCGCCGGUCCUGGUGGUGCCGUAUCCCAUCCUGGCCUCGGGAGAGACCGCCAAAGAGGGGAAGACGUACAGGUGUAAGGUCUGCCCCUUGACGUUCUUCACCAAGUCGGAGAUGCAGAUCCACUCCAAGUCGCACACAGAGGCCAAGCCCCACAAGUGCCCCCAUUGCUCCAAAUCCUUCGCCAACGCCUCCUACCUGGCCCAGCACCUCCGCAUCCACCUGGGCGUCAAACCCUACCACUGCUCCUACUGCGAGAAGUCCUUCCGCCAGCUGUCCCACCUCCAGCAGCACACCAGAAUCCACACCGGCGACAGACCCUACAAGUGCCCGCACCCCGGCUGUGAAAAGGCCUUCACGCAACUCUCCAACCUCCAGUCUCACCAGCGACAGCACAACAAGGACAAACCCUACAAGUGCCCCAACUGCUACCGGGCGUACACGGACUCGGCCUCGCUGCAGAUCCACCUCUCCGCUCACGCCAUCAAACACGCCAAGGCUUACUGCUGCAGCAUGUGCGGCCGCGCCUAUACCUCGGAGACCUACCUGAUGAAGCACAUGUCCAAGCACACGGUGGUGGAGCACCUCGUCAGCCAGCACUCGCCGCAGAGGACGGAGUCGCCCGGCAUUCCCGUACGGAUCUCCCUCAUCUGAGCGGGGACGCCUUCGGCAGCGGGGAGGCGGGGAGGGGGGAGAACGGGACACCCCCAGACCGAGGAGGAGGAGGAGGAGGAAGAAGCGAAGCCCCCCCCCAGCCCAGCCCCGGUGGGACGUGCCCCGGGGCCGUGUCCCCCCCCCACCCUGCUCCGCGUCCCCGCAGGUUUGGUGACAUCCAAAGACGGUUUCAGAGCACUUUGAAUCUCUGCGGUUUGGUUUAUUUUUUUUUUUUUUAAUUUUUUUUUUUUUCCGGGGAGGGGGCAGCAGGGAGAGGUUUCCCCUUCUCCCGCCAGUCCCUGCCCCCUCCCCUCUCAUUUUUUUUGGAUACAAAUAUAUAUAUAUAUUUAUUGGCCAAGAAGUUGGUGCUGCUAAAAAAAAAAAACUAAAAAAAAAAAAAAAAAACCCAGAAAUUAAGACCCAAAACGAACCGUGGAUGGAGAGAAAAAGAAAAAAAAAAAAAAAAAGAAGCUGGGGGGGGUCCCGCUGCCGCCACCCCCCCACGGACUCUCCGGCGGGAGCAUUCGGGACUCGGGGACCGCGGCGGCGCCGCCUCUUUGGGGACGUUUGGGGUUGAUUUUUAAACAUUUGGGGGGGGGGGGGGGAUGUGUGUGUGUUUAUUUUUGGGGUCCCUUUUGAGGGAGAAGCCGGCGGAUGGAGCCGCGUCCCUCCGGGGCUGGAUCCGACCCCCCCCAGUUCCCAGGAUCCCCAAAACUCCGUCGUGGGGGGGUUUGGGGGGGGGGGUCAGUCGCUUUGCCUUGUGCCCGCCGGCCCCGGGCGCCUGUACAUAAACCCGUGUAUAGAGCCGGGGGGGUCGCGCCCCCCGCAGAGCCGCGACAAAAAACUCAUCUAUAUUCUCUACUCUUUGGUUCCGUUUUUGGAUAUUAACUGUGUUAUUUUUUUAUACACUUUUUAAGCCUUAACUCAUCGGUUAUUUUGGUUUUUUUUGGUUUUUUUUUUUUUUUUUGUGUGUUGUUUUAUUUUCCCCCAGGGUGUUUUAUUUACCUUGCUUAUUAAUUUUUAAUCCCCCCCCACCCCAUUAUUUUUUAUUCCCCCCCCAUUUCCUCAUUUUCCCCCCCUUGAUGUUGUACGAUACUCAAUAUUGUAAUCUUUUUUGUCAGCAUGUUAAUACUGUGUAAAUACGCCUCUUAUACACUUAACACCCCCUUUUCCCUCCCCCCCCCCCUUCCCCUCGUUUUGGGGCUUUUUUUUUAUUUUCCUCGAUGGAAAUCCAGGCCACGCGUCCCUAGAGCUAGUUCUUACCUUAUUAAAAAAGGAGAAAAAAAAUAAAUAAAAGGAAAAAAAAGAGAAAAGAAGAGAAAAAUAAUCAGAAAAAAAAAAAGCCCUUCCCCCCCCCCCGCUGUCUUGCAUUGUGGUUCACGGAAAAGCUGGGGGGGGGAACCGCGGCCUCGCCGGGAGCGUUCGUGGUGUGGAAAAGGAGUGAAACCCCCCCAAAACCGGUGCCCGUUUCCAAAAAAAAGGAAAAAAAAAAAAAGAAAGAAAAAAAGAAGAAUAAAACAGAACAAAAAACCCCCCAAAUUAAUCAAUUUUGUUUGUGUUUGUUGCGGAAAAGCCCCCAAAAAAUUGAGACUAAAAGUGGAAAUGGUGGCGGUGAGCGAGGGGCCGGUGGCUCCUCCGGGGACGAAGGCGGUGGCCCGGUGAAGCCGUGGGUCACCCUGGCAGCGGGUGGGGGGUGUCCCCAGGGGAGCAGCAGCAUCUUGGGGGUGAAGGUGGCAGCUCUGCGUCCUGGGGUGGGGUGGCCUGGGGUGGGGACCCCCCCGGGGACCAGCAGGUCUGGGGGGGACACGCCAGGACCUGCUGCUGCUGGGGCACCGGCCCCAGGGCCACCUCGGCAUGGCCACCACGGCCAGGGCCACCUCGCCACUUUGGGGACACCACACCAACAGGGUGGCAGCUCCAGGGACCCCUCACAGCCACCACCUCCAGAGAUGUGUCCCCAGCUCCAGGGACCCCUCACCACAGCCACCACCUCCAGAGACGUGUCCCCAGCUCCAGGGACCCCUCACCACA
Messenger RNA from Grus americana (Whooping crane), 3586 nucleotides. It is a transcript of the gene ZNF362, whose product is annotated as zinc finger protein 362. Gene Ontology annotation, cellular component: nucleus. Bases 344 to 1555 code for a protein of 403 amino acids. Lineage: Eukaryota; Metazoa; Chordata; Aves; Gruiformes; Gruidae. Gene Ontology annotation, biological process: negative regulation of transcription by RNA polymerase II. The transcript has 10 exons. Gene Ontology annotation, molecular function: RNA polymerase II cis-regulatory region sequence-specific DNA binding; DNA-binding transcription repressor activity, RNA polymerase II-specific. The record is from RefSeq and is a predicted model, not a curated record.